Messenger RNA from Clunio marinus, 201 nucleotides. The record is from the annotation of a GenBank genome assembly. Lineage: Eukaryota; Metazoa; Arthropoda; Insecta; Diptera; Chironomidae.
AUGCAACCUUUACCUGUUGCUAAUGAGGCACUUAGAAAAGAAAAACAUUUUCCCAGCAUGUUGAAGCUAAUGGUUCUUCUUGGAAAAGGAUCUGAGGCAACAGCGUACAUUGAUGAUAGCGAAUCAAAACUUUAUUCGCAAAUGAUUCUUUAUGGAACAGAAAAGCCGCUUAGCGGAAUCAACAAACCAAAAUACAAAUAA